This is a messenger RNA of Aspergillus versicolor CBS 583.65, 1897 nucleotides long. RefSeq lists its product as uncharacterized. The transcript has 3 exons. NCBI's taxonomy places the organism in Eukaryota, Fungi, Ascomycota, Eurotiomycetes, Eurotiales, Aspergillaceae. The record is from RefSeq and is a predicted model, not a curated record. The coding region runs from base 81 to 1658 and encodes 525 amino acids. Gene Ontology annotation, molecular function: acyltransferase activity, transferring groups other than amino-acyl groups.
AGCUGUAGCAACAAGCCGUUCUCUUUCCAUUAGGAAAACGUCCCGCAGGAGUGAUAUAUCAUAUGUCAACCGGGCCUGCCAUGCAAGCCCUAACGGCAGACGACUUUACGGUCGUCCCUGUCCCUUUGCUGGACGCCACAGUGGGAAACGCCCAAAUUGUCGCCCGACUCAGCGUCGUCUUCGACGCCCUCCUGUGCUUGGACAAACUCAGGGAGUCAUGGUACAAAACCCUCGAGGCCAGGCCUAUCAUGCAGGCGCGCGUUCGUCGCUCACGGACAGCCCCUUCCGGCCUUGACUACCAUGUCUUGACCCCCCAGGGCCUGGUUAAGUACCUGGACAGCCAGCGCACGGCCCCUGACCACGUCAAGGACUUUUACUGUCUGGACGAGUCACAUCGGUCUAUCACAGACUAUUGUGCAGGCUUCGGGGUCGGGCCCAGUGCGCCCAGCCACUCCUACCGCACCUUCGUCAGCGAUUUCGCCGACAAGGACGAUGAGCAGCGCUGCAUGGCGUUCAAUGGCGUCAAGACCCUCGAGGAGAUCCUCGACUCGGAUCGACCUGUCAUGACGGUCCAAGUGACGCGGUUCUCCGAUGCCACGAUGAUCAGCCUUUCUCUCAGCCACAUCAUUGGAGACCUCGCCACCCUCAAGUCUUUCUUCAAGGGCUGGGAAAGCACCCUGCAGGGGACCCCGCCUCCGCCUUUUGAGCAGCUGGGCAAGGACCCCUUCGCGGCGUAUGGGCCCGGUGGAGAGCUGGCAGGCAAGGGAGUGCAUUCCAAUAACCCCCCCUUGCCGCCGGGAUGGCGCGUCUAUGGAAUCUUCGACAAGCUGCGCCUGCUCUCUCGUAUCCUGUGGGACAGUCGGAUUACGCGACCAGAGAAUACCAUCUCUCAGAAAUGCAUCUUCAUCUCGCACGCCGAGGUCGAGGGCCUGGUCGAACAGGCGCAGAAGGAUCUCAUCGCUCUCGAGGCCAAACGCAAGAAAAGGGGCAUUGAAAGCAAGCGCCCUCUAACCGUCACCAAGUCGAACGUCCUAUACGCCUGGUUGCUGAAGAAUAACCAUACCCACCUCAGCCCAAAUGCAUGGAGCAAGCCGGUCACCAUCGUCAGCACCCGCGUCCGACCCCCAGCGGGGAUGAAGCCACAGGACCAGGGAGAUGACUUCCCCAAGAGCGACAUGUACGGCGCCGCCAUGCUCACCGCGCUGCCCAGUUUAAGGGUUGGCAAGCUGCGAUCCAUGCCCCUGGGCGAACUGGCACUCCACAUCAAAGACGGGAUCCGCGAGGCGUCGACGCCAGAGUACGUCCGCCGCUUUUUGGCAUUCACGCUGCAUAAUGCGCUCUGGAAGGCACCUACGGGCAAACUCGCUCUCUUUAUGCCGCCGAAUGAGAACUGGUCCGGCGUCACGGACUGGCGGCUUGUCAAGUUCCAUGAUAUCGAUAUGACACCGGCGCGUGUGGAUGGUUCGGGGCAGCAGGUGCAGAUCUGUGCGUUUAAUACGCAUAUGGUCACGGCGGACUCGCAGCGCGAUCGCUGGGCUUGUUUGGGUGAUGCUGGUGGGGGUGUUUGGUUUAUGGGCGUUGCUGGUGAGGAGCAGUGGAAGCAUCCUGAUGGCUUUGGCAAGUAUCCGUUUGUGCAGCGGAGGGCGAGCAAGCUAUAGUCGUCGCAGUCUGUUAUCUAUUCUUUACUUUGUACUUAUUCUGAAUUGUAUUCUCUAUUCUCAUGUAUAUAGUGUUGUAUGUAGUAUAUAUAUAGAUUCCUGGUUGGGUUCUGCAUAUGAGAGCUGCAGGAGCGCGAAAGGCUGAGCAUCAAGACAGCUGAACCAGUCUGUCCAAUUAGCACACUGUCAAACAGACUACUGCAAGCCUCCAUUCCCAAUGAGUACACUGUCAAACUGCC